Messenger RNA from Paramecium sonneborni, 399 nucleotides. The record is from the annotation of a GenBank genome assembly. Lineage: Eukaryota; Ciliophora; Oligohymenophorea; Peniculida; Parameciidae.
AUGCAUUAUGUUUAGGAAAGUAGUGGUUACAGAAAAUCAGUACGAACCAGUUUAUCUUCUAGUAGAAAUCAAUAAAAAAAGAUCAAAACUAGUUAAUAAUGUGAAGACAUUUUACUUAAUAUAAACUCAAUGAUGAACAAAUUAGAUUAUUUGUAGAAGGCAAUAGAAAAUAGAAAUUAUGAAACAAAAGUACAAUUAAAGAAAUACACACCUCAAAACUCUUAUAAUUAGGGUAUAUAGAACUUGAGUAAUAAUAACAAAAGAGCUUCUUUUAGUCGAGAUAAGGAAAAUAACAAUGAAAAAUUGAAUUGUCAUAAUUUGAUGAAGCAAUUUGAAAACUAGAAAAAUUAGCAAUAUACAAAAGUUGACUUUUCUCGUAGAAGAUCUUUUGCUAAUUGA